This is a messenger RNA of Triticum dicoccoides, 2162 nucleotides long. RefSeq lists its product as uncharacterized. The transcript is spliced from 4 exons. The coding region runs from base 231 to 650 and encodes 139 amino acids. The record is from RefSeq and is a predicted model, not a curated record. NCBI's taxonomy places the organism in Eukaryota, Viridiplantae, Streptophyta, Magnoliopsida, Poales, Poaceae.
CUCUCACCUCCCCCUCACAGCUACUCCCAUCCAUGGAACCUCCCCUCCCAUCGACGGCGUCGUCCGGGCCCUCCUCUCCCCGCCACGGCCCUACUCUUUGCUCUCUUUGCUUCUGCCCCCUUCCUCCGCCUUGACAAGCACCGCAGCACUCGCGACGCAAGGUACAGAAGCGCAGGCUAUCUCGGCCGCCGCCGUCGUCGUCGUCGUCUCGUCGUUGCUCGGAAACGCAGAUGCCCAUGAAGACAACAAGGAUGAAGAGGGCUCCGUCGGCCCUGAGAUCUCCUGCCGCCACUCCCAGGAGGCGGUCGCCCGCGAGGUCCGCACGCAGGUCGACGCCAUGCACCACAGCUUCUCGUGACGCCACGCCUACCGCGCCUCCAGCAUCCUCGCAGAGCUCGCAAAAACGGAUGGGUCUACAUGGAGGACGAACAAGUUCACAAACUUCUCACCAUUCUCGAUGCCGCACCCAUGUGAUUCACAUCUCUAGGAACGUCAUCUCUUCCAUCGUGUGCCUUGUUCCUGGGCAGAGUUCCUGGACAACGGAGUCUCCCCCUGGACCUGACUUUCGCCAAAUGGCCAACUGCUUGACACCUAAGCAAAGGGAUAAAAGUAAGAGGCAUGGGGAUGAUGAUGUCAUGGAUAUUUGGUAAAAUGGUAACGACGAGAGUUCAUCAUGCAGUAAGAAACCAGUAAGAACUAAACUUAGUUUUGUACCAUUGCGGUUUGCAAAGCUUUGGAGGCAACUUAAUGUUUAAGCUCUCUAAUUUGUCAUUCUCCCAUAUGAAAUUGUCUCAUAAUCUAGUUGUAUUUUUUCUGGAUGCUAUUCUUUCAUCAUAGGCCUUUUGUUCUGAAGGUAAAUUAGAGGUUUAUUAAAUUAUGCUUUAAGUAAUUUAUGGGUUAACUUCUCCUCCUUGAGCUGGCUCCUGUCUCCACAUGCCUUUUGCUCCCUUGACCUCCUCCUCCCUAUGAAAUCUUUGUAAGAAGGUACAAUUCAGUACAAAAAUAAAAGGGUAUAUUUUAGUACAAGGAAAUUGAGUAUUUUCACAAAGUAUCAGUAGAAAUUAAAUAUUAGUAUGACAAGAUAUUUUAGUACCUUCUGUGAAGAAAUAGUACAAGUGCAAUCAGCCAGGGAGUUCUACCUGAACAAUAUCAUCACAACUUCACAAGUAUGAAACCGAACCUUUAGUUGCACCAGGUGACUAUCCUUGUCAUCUCCAGAUUGAAGCCUCUCCUCUUAGCCUCUUCUCCAAUCAUGCACUGAAGACUGUAGACAAUGCAGAACAAUGUACAUGUGAAUUGGAAUAGUGGAACCCAGAUCAACCUUCAGUGAACAUAUAUUUUUUGAACUAUUGUCAACUCUGUACAUGGUCCAAAUUAGCUCAUAAUGAUACCUCUCCAAUUCCUGCUUGCCUGAUAUGUUGGAAAUAUUAGCGCUUUUCCGACUAAUCUAAUCCACGAGUAAACAGUAAGCAUGGCAAAUACGGUAUGCAUCUCAUACCGAUACCUAAGCAUGUGAGCACGUACAAUACAUAGAACCGAAACAUCUAUGAACAACAUAUAUACGGCUAGCACAUGAACGAGCAAAUAGGGGACGAACGAGUCAUACCCUCUGGUUGGCCAGGCCAACGCGGCGGCGGCAGCGGUAGCCUCGGCAUCGACCGAGGCCUUCUUCUUGGCGGCGGCGGCGUCAGCUAUGGGGUCGAUGCAGGGGAAGUAGUGGAAGAAGAGGCGGACGGAGACGGGGACGAAUCGGGAGCAGUCACAUCGAGACGCUCCCUAAAAACCUUAUUGCCGUUCUCCCGGGCAGGAUCUCGAACGACAGGGUUCCGGAGGCACCUGCUCUCUCGACCAAACAUGCAUGCGGUAGUUGGGAUGGGAUCGCCGGAAGCAGCAUAGAGAGAGGAACAUUAGAUGACGGAUAGGGUUGUACGAGAGGGAGUGAGUGAACUGAGUUAGGGUUCACUCCACUGGCCAGCGCCUUCUUAUAUAGGCCGUCAGGUAGAUGGGCCUGGGCCAGCCACAUGAUCGAGUCCGCGAACAGCCCACGGUCCAGCGUCUCGGACAGUGGCGCUUCCGUAAGCGACUCGUUAAUUAAUUAACAAUUAAUUAACCAUUCCUGAGCGGCAAAAAUAAGCUUCGGCUCGGCUCAUUCCGCAACCCGC